Ostrinia furnacalis (Asian corn borer) is the source of this 1001-nucleotide messenger RNA. RefSeq names its product mitochondrial ribosomal protein L43 (gene mRpL43). The record is from RefSeq and is a predicted model, not a curated record. Gene Ontology annotation, molecular function: structural constituent of ribosome. The coding region runs from base 72 to 629 and encodes 185 amino acids. The transcript is spliced from 3 exons. Gene Ontology annotation, biological process: mitochondrial translation. Lineage: Eukaryota; Metazoa; Arthropoda; Insecta; Lepidoptera; Crambidae. Gene Ontology annotation, cellular component: mitochondrial large ribosomal subunit.
UUGACAUUCUUCAUUUACUGAAAAUUCUAACCUCAAAAAAGCAGCAAAUUAAUUGAAAACAGUUCAAUAAAAUGUCCAAUAACCACUUAUUCCUGAAGUCAGGAUUUGUCAGGGCUCCGCUACAAAACGGGGUUGGCCGAUAUGUAUGUCAACUGCAGAGAAUCGUGCUCAAAUUCUGUAAAACUCACGGAUCCUGCAGAGGCUUGAGGGAUUUUAUCGAACAAGAUUUAGUCGACUUUGCCAAACAAAACCCAGGUGUAGUUGUGUAUCUGAAGCCUAGAAGACACCGUGGCCCUGUGGCCGUGGCCGAAUAUUUGAACGGAGACCGAGUAUGGAUGAACUUAGCCAACAAAACUCAUUCCGAAAUUACAAAAUGGAUCGAAGUACUCCGUACCCAACAAGGCGAUAUCGCUUCCACCAGACUUCGGAAAUACCAGUACACCGACCAUCCUUCCAUACAAGGUCCCUGGACUCCCUUCACGUUUAAAAACCCAGAGCUCAACACCGCAGUAUUACCAGACCCUAAGUACGGUGCAAAUGACAGAUUACCGCUGUCCGCCACCGAACAGUUGAGGCUUAUGUUUGAGCAGCAGAAGCUGAAUGAGGGUGACGUCAAAACUGCUGAAUGACAUAAAGCUAUUUUUAUGAGGCAGAUUUUUGGUGGGAAAUGACUCAAGUAGGUAGUUACACCAUAAGUCCUCAACCAGCCAAUGGUAAUAUAUUAACAUUACUUUGAACAUUAUUUUAUUAUUACCUUGAAUUAGGCCCAAAAAUAAUGAAAAAUGUGAACUUUCUUGUCUGAUUAAGGUUUUAAUAACAAUUCUAUUUGGCUAGAAUGUUACUAGAUAUUCCCAAUAUGCAUUUCAUGCCUUUGAUUUACAGUUGAAAGCAAAUCAAAUAUUAAAUUUUAUUGCAAAUAGCACCUAUAUUACCACUGUAUAAGAUGUAUGUAAGCUUGACUUUGUUGUUCGUACAGAAAAACUUGGCCAGUUUUUUCUUAA